Molecule: messenger RNA, 1446 nt
Organism: Chrysochloris asiatica (Cape golden mole)
Lineage: Eukaryota; Metazoa; Chordata; Mammalia; Afrosoricida; Chrysochloridae
Gene: LBP
Product: lipopolysaccharide binding protein
Exons: 15
Coding region: 1-1446 (481 amino acids)
Biological process (GO): innate immune response; defense response to Gram-negative bacterium; positive regulation of macrophage activation
Molecular function (GO): lipopolysaccharide binding
Source: RefSeq, a predicted model, not a curated record
AUGGGGGCCUUGGCUGGGGCCCUGUCCUCAUUACUGCUGGGGUUACUGCUCACAUCCACUCCAAGGGCCCACAGUGCCACCCCUGGUCUCGUGGCCAGGAUAACUGAUAAAGGCCUGGAAUAUGCCGCCAAGGAGGGGCUGUUGGCACUGCAAAGCGAGCUGCACAAGAUCACACUGCCCGACUUCACCGGGAACUUCAAGAUCAAGCACAUCGGAAGUGGGCACUAUGAGUUCCACAGACUGAACAUCCACAGCUGCGAGCUGCACAACUCUGCUCUGAGGCCCCUCCCGGGCCAGGGCCUGAGCUUAACCAUCUCUGACUCCUUCAUCAGGGUCCAGGGCAAGUGGAAGGUGCGCAAGUCAUUCCUGAAACUACAAGGUUCCUUUGACCUGCGUUUCAAAGGCAUCAGUAUUUCAGUCAACCUUCUCUUGGGCAGCGAGGCUUCUGGGAGGCCCACGGUCACCACCUCCAGCUGCAACAGCCAAAUCUGUGAUGUGGAUGUGGAUAUCUCAGGAGAUUUGAACUGGCUGCUAAAUCUGUUCCAUCAUCAGAUCGAGUCCAGGUUCCAAAGAGUGCUGGAGAGCAAGAUUUGUGAAAUGGUCCAGCAAUCAGUGAUCUCUGACUUACAAUCUUAUCUUCAAACUAUGCCAGUCACAACAGAGAUUGAUAGUUUCGCCAGUAUUGAUUACAGCUUACUGGAGGCCCCUCAGGCAGCAGCCCAAAUGCUGGACGUGAUGUUUAAGGGUGAAAUAUUUAACCUGAAUCAACGUUCCCCAGUUGCUUUCCUUCCUCCUGUCAUGAGUCUUCCUGAGGAGCACAGUAAAAUGGUCUACUUUGCCAUCUCAGAUUAUGUCUUCAACACGGCUAGCCUGGUGUAUCACCAGGCAGGGUACCUGAACUUCUCUGUCACCGAUGACUUGAUUCCGCCUGACUUUCACAUCCGACUGACCACCAAGUCCGUCCGACCCUUCAUCCCCCGGAUAGCCAGGCUAUACCCUAACAUGAACUUGGAGCUCCAGGGAACAGUGGUCUCUGCCCCAUUCCUGGCCUUCAGCCCUGGGAAUAUGUCCUUGACCCCCCAGAUGGAGAUCAAGGCCUUUGUGCUCCUGCCCAACUCACUGCGGGAGUCUGUCUUCCGGCUUGGUGUGGCCACUAACGUGUCCGCCAUGUUGAGCUUCAACACCAGCAAGAUCACGGGGUUCCUGAGGCCAGGAAAAGUACAAUUGGAACUGAAGGAAUCCAAAUUUGGAGUAUUCAAUGUGGAGCUGUUGGAAGCACUCAUUAACUACUACGCUGUCAACAACCUCUACCCUAAGGUCAAUGAGAAGCUGGUGAAAGGUUUCACUCUCCCUCUGCUAAAACGAACUCAGCUCUACGACCUUGUUCUCCAGAUCCACAAGGACUUCCUGUUCUUGGGUGCCAAUGUUCAGUAUACCAGAGAAUGA